Messenger RNA from Arvicanthis niloticus (Nile rat), 2901 nucleotides. RefSeq names its product tripartite motif containing 55 (gene Trim55). Gene Ontology annotation, cellular component: cytoplasm. The record is from RefSeq and is a predicted model, not a curated record. NCBI's taxonomy places the organism in Eukaryota, Metazoa, Chordata, Mammalia, Rodentia, Muridae. Gene Ontology annotation, molecular function: zinc ion binding. Gene Ontology annotation, biological process: regulation of microtubule cytoskeleton organization.
UUUGUUGUUGACAACUGUGGGCUCCAGAUUGUCCUCCCUUCAUAACCCCUGCUAAAUGGGUCUUGUAAUCCCCUUCCCACCCACUCUCUUACUCCCCAGGGCAAGAAUGUUGACUCCUGUUCUCCGUCACCUGUCAGAAUCCAUCCCCCUGUCACUGGCUUAUAUGGACAAGUCAGUCCAGGGUCAUGUGACCUUGGGUUGCUAAAAACAGCUCCAUCACCCAUUCUGAGCCAGGCCUGGAACAAUGUCCUCCACACAGAGAGACAUAAAGGACACUUGAUCGUACAGUCCUUGGAAUUAUUUCCAGGAAACACUUACAGAAGCCGUUCGGGAGCACCCUUCCCUGGCAGCACACUCAGAGACGGCUAGGAAAUGAGCACUUCUCUGAAUUACAAGUCUUUCUCCAAAGAGCAGCAGACCAUGGAUAACUUGGAAAAACAACUGAUCUGCCCCAUCUGCCUAGAGAUGUUCACGAAGCCCGUGGUCAUUCUCCCCUGCCAGCACAACCUGUGCAGGAAAUGUGCCAGUGACAUCUUCCAGGCCUCUAACCCGUACUUACCCACAAGAGGAGGCACCACCGUGGCAUCGGGGGGCCGCUUCCGCUGUCCCUCUUGCAGACAUGAGGUGGUGUUAGACAGACAUGGGGUCUACGGACUGCAGAGGAACCUGCUGGUGGAAAACAUCAUUGACAUUUACAAGCAGGAGUCCACCAGGCCAGAAAAAAAAUUGGACCAGCCCAUGUGUGAGGAGCAUGAAGAGGAACGCAUCAACAUCUACUGUCUGAACUGUGAAGUGCCCACCUGCUCCUUGUGCAAGGUUUUUGGCGCUCAUAAAGACUGCCAGGUGGCUCCCCUGACCCAUGUGUUCCAGAGACAGAAGUCAGAGCUCAGUGAUGGCAUUGCUGUACUUGUGGGAAGCAACGAUAGAGUCCAGGGUGUGAUCAGCCAGCUGGAGGACACUUGUAAAACUAUUGAGGAGUGCUGCAGAAAGCAGAAACAGGACCUGUGUGAGAAGUUUGAUCACCUGUAUGGCAUCAUGGAGGAGAGGAAGACCGAAAUGACCCAAGCCAUCACCCGAACACAGGAGGAGAAACUGGAGCAUGUCCGAACUCUUAUCAGAAAGUAUUCUGAUCACCUGGAGAAUGUAUCAAAGUUGGUGGAGUCAGGAAUCCAAUUCAUGGAUGAGCCAGAAAUGGCAGUGUUUCUACAGAAUGCCAAGACCCUGUUGCAAAAGAUCGUGGAAGCAUCGCAGGCAUUUCAGAUGGAGAAAAUAGAAGAAGGUUAUGAGAUCAUGAGCAACUUCACAGUCAACCUCAAUAGAGAAGAAAAAAUAAUCCGUGAAAUCGACUUUUCUAGAGAAGAUGAAGAUGAAGAAGAUGCAGGAGAAAUAGAGGAAGACGGAGAAGGAGAGAAUGCAGUAGAAGUAGAAGAGGCAGAAAACGUUCAAAUAGAAUCUUCAGGGGAAGAGGAGACUCUGGAAAAGGCUGCAGAGCCCUCUCAGCUGACUGCAGAGCUCCCCACUGCACCAGGGCCACUACUUGCUUCCUCUCCAGAACCACUUUCAGCCAUGCCACCUGCUGCAGAUGUCCUGGUGACACAGGGGGAGGUGGUGCCCAUUGGCCCCCAGCAGACCACACAGUCUGAAACUUCAGGCCCGUCAGCAGCGGAAACUGCGGAUCCCUUGUUUUACCCUAGUUGGUAUAAAGGCCAAAGCCGGAAAACCAUCUCCAACCCACCUUGCACUCCUGGGAGUGAAGGUCUGGGUCAAAUAGGGCCUCCGAGUGCUGAGGAUUCCAGUGUGCAGUCCGCAGAAGUGGCAGAAGCCGCAGCCAAUGAGCAGGCAGCAGUGAGUGGUAAGGAAUCUAGUACAACUGCAGCUACCUCUCAGAUUGGAUUUGAGGCCCCUUCUCCCCAGGGACAGGCUGCAGCCGUGGGGAGUGGGGGUGGGGCUAACUCGGAGCCAGCUCGCCACGUCUUCUCCUUCUCCUGGUUGAAUUCCCUGAAUGAGUGAUAUUUAUCCUUGUUGCCGCCCCCUGUCUGCCUGACUGAGAAGCACAUAGGCAACAGGAAAGGGUGGAAAUUCACCGCGUAUAUGCAUAUGAAGGAAACCUCUGGACAGGAUUUCUCAAAACAAAACAACACCCUUUUAAUUCCAGAUGACUUAUCUAACUUGUUGAGAAAAUGACUGUGCUCAGAACAAAGUUACAGAAAACACUCUUAUGAAGAAACGUGAUCGUCUGCAAAUCUUUCAUUGUGUGAGAAGCAUUCUGAAGGUUGUGUAGGUGUGGUGCAUGUGUGCCCAUCAGCUGUAGAUGGCAAGUGGUAACAAAUUGGUAGAUCGCACUCCUCUCUCUGGGCUUCUUGUUAUUUUAGGACACUUGUGCCUUUUGCUUUUCUCCUUAGCAUUCUGGGUGACAUUCAGUGUCAGUUCAGAACUGACUGAUUUAUCAAAAUAUGGAGAUUGGUCACUGACCAAAGCUCUGUAGGGCACUGUAGACGUCCCUCUUCCCUACAGAUGUCACGGGACAUGCAGCCAGAUGUUUUCUUUACAUGUGGCCACACUUCCACAGUCCAGAAGGCCAAAAGUCUAGGGCAACUAUUUUGACAUUUUUUCUAACCUUAUUUACAUAUCUCAUAAUUUUAUAUCCAUAUGUCAGACAUUUUAAUUGAAGACUUUUUGAGAGGAACUGUCUACUUUCUUAUGUGUCUGCCAAAGCAGCAAUUUGAUAAUCUGUGGAAAAACUGCAUGUAUUUAAAUAUACACCAAAUUCACCCAAUUCUCCCCCUGUGUGCUCUCUCUCUCUCUCUCUCUCUGUCUCUCUCCCUCUCUCUCUGUGCCUCCAUCACAUAAGUGUAACUUUACUUUAAAUGAACUCUUAAAUAAAUGUUUUUAAGAACUUUA